Molecule: messenger RNA, 3420 nt
Organism: Symbiodinium natans
Lineage: Eukaryota; Dinophyceae; Suessiales; Symbiodiniaceae
Source: the annotation of a GenBank genome assembly
AUGGAGGAGGCAAGCAGGCUGCUUUCCACCAUUGAGCUGGAUGAGUACACCAUCAAGGAAGUCCAGAAUGGUUGGGAGACGACCGAGAAACGGUUGGGAGGGCCGAAGGCAGCGGGCGAGGAGGUGUUCGGCAAGUUGAAGAACGAGCUUCCAAAGACCCAGGGCAUGCUGACGCGGUCCAGCACCGUCUGGCACCUCUUGUCCGAGCUGCUGCAGUGCCUGGCCGAGCCCAAGCUGGUCCAGAAGCGCCUGGAGUACAUCGCCCUGCGCCACAUGAACGCAGACAUCACCACGGCCGACGUGGAGAUCUUCAAGAGCGUGCUCUUCGAUGUCUGCGCAUCGAAGCUGGGGGGCCUGAUGACUCCUGAGUUCCAGUUUGGCCUCGGUCAGAUCGUGGUGGCCGUGGGUACCUCGCUGGCCAAGACCCACGAGCACUACGCCAAGCGCUUGAAGCUGCUGACAUCCUGCUGGAAGGAGGUGAAUGUGAAUGAGGACGAGGAGGACAAGCAAGAGCACCACGGAAGCUCGGAGGAGGACAAGGACAAGGAAGAGGAGGAGGGAAAGGAGAAGGAGGACGAGAAGCACAAAGACAAGGACAAGGGCCAGGCAAACGCAAAGGCCGACGCUUCGAAAGAUGCUUCGAAGGAUCCGGAGAAGGGAGACCAAGAGCAAGAGGGCGACGAGCGGCACGGGGCAUGGCAGGACAACUCCAACCUCAACAUCCCGAAGACCUUCUCCGCCAUGGCCCGGUUCAACGCCGCCGUCAUGGGCACCGGAGACCGCAUGUGGUUUGCCGACAUGCUCUAUGCCAUGGAGUCCCUGGUGCCCUACAUCGGCAACAUCGACCGGGUUCAGGAGGACUGUGACGUACUGACCUUGACCUUGGCGAAGUACGAGCAGGUGAACCUCAAGGAGUUCCGCUCCGUGAUGUUUGCUAGCCUCAGGUCCCUCCUCCCCACGAAAUGGAGCAAUGAUCAUGAGAAUGCUUGGGCCUGGUUCUGGGGCGUUGUGGAAAAGAAGGUCGAAGAGAACAAGAAGCUCCCUGUCUACAACCAUCAGUGCCUGAGAACCUUCAUGUCUCGUCUGGAUGAAGACACCCUGGAAGACUUCAAACUGAAGGUCUUCGACUCCUUCUUCGCAAACUGUGAGGAGUCGCAGCUCUACCUGCGGGCGGCGAACAAGCGCCUGAUGUACAUCAUGGGAAGGAUCCUGACCAUCAUGUCCGACAUCUACACGAAGACCCAUCAUGCCGUCAUCGCCCUCUCGGCUCUGGGCCUUCUUCAUGCUGGUCACGGGGUUCCCGAGGAUCUGGUGCGUCCCUUUGUCCAGGCCUUCAUGGGCGGCAUCAAGGAGAAUUGCCCGGAUGAGGCCUUGCACGACGGGCUCUGGUGGACUUUGGACUUGAUCGGCAGGAUCUUCAUCCGCACCCUCUCCGAAGGCUCCACGCCCGUGAUCAUCGCCAUCAACCGAAACACCUCCAAGGCGAUGAAGACGGCCGUCGCGGACUAUCCGCGUGGGGAGCGCGAGGUGAUCCUUCUCAAGGUCCAGGUGGGUACCGAGUCCAUGUCUCCUCUGAUCUGGGCUGUGGAGAAGGGUGCCCUGGAGUCUGCGAAGGAGAUCCUCACAGACUUGCUCACGAUGCGUGCGGACCGUGCGCGGUACUACUAUGGCAUGGAGCUGCUCUUCACCCGGCACCCUGACAUCAUCAGCCUGCUCUGCACCAAGGCGCCCUCGCUCCUCCCGACCGUCUUCGACGGACUCAUCUGGCGCUCCAAGAACGUGAAGAACGGCCUGCGCCGCGCCAACUACUACAUCGCAUCCCUGCUCCGAGGCGAGGAUGGCCUCUUGACGGAUAGCUUGCUGGAUUUGAUCAAGCAAGGCGACCCUGAGAUCAUCUGCCAUCCCACGGUGGUCUUCCAGGCGGAUCUGCUGUGGACUCGGCUUUGUUGCACGCCCUGGGCCAUGACGAAGCUGUGGUUCUGCGUGACCCUCGUGGCAUACGUCUUUGCAGAGCAGCAGGCCGUGGCUGCCAGUGAUCCUCUGAGCAACGAGCGCUACACGACCAUCUUAUGCAGGGCAUUCAUGUACAUCGGCAGUUUGGGUCAGCUCUUCGCCAAGCAUGGCUUCCAGACCUUCCGAGCCGUUCGCCAGAAGCAAAUGACACGCUUCUGCUGCUUGCCCGUGCCGAAGUACAUCCUGCAGACGCGCCAGGAGCUGAUCGAAGUUCUUCUUCUCUUCCUUCUGAUGUGCAUGUUGUGCUGCGAACCGGUGCUCCACUGCCUCGCGGUCAGCAGUGAGCUUCUCACCAAUUGUUGUGAGUAUGGGGAAUGGCAGUGUGGUCUCAUUCAUGCCUACAACCGCCUUGCUGCCUUCCCCAUGUUCCUCUACUUUGUGCUGGUCUCCGAAUUGGUGCAUCUGAAUGUGCAUCUCUCCGUCUUCAGCGUGAUUUGCUCCACUUUGAUGUGGGAGUUCAUCCUUUACGUCGCAGUCCUGGCAUUCCUCACGGCAGCAUUCGCUUCCGCCAUUGCUUGCUUGCCUCCAGCUAUGGCAGCGGCAGACGAGUCGAUUCAGCAGCGGGACUUCUUCAGCUGGCCCCUGGCUUUUGAGUCCCUGCUGUCUGCGGCAUUCAAUGUCUAUGGCAGCAACAACUAUGAAGAGAUUGCAGUGGCGUCCGAGCCGCUGCUGAAGUGGUUUGUCAUUGCCUUCGCCGCAUGCUGGCAUGUGUACCUCAUGAAUCUGAUGGUGGCGCAGCUGUGCCAGCGCUACAACGAGAUCUAUCACGACGCACGGGGCAACGCCCGAUUGACCCGUGGGAUCAACAUCUACGAAACCUCCAUGCCACUCAUCUCCAAGAAGCGCUGGACGGCCUUUGUGGAGUCCUUACACUUAGAGGAGGCCUGCGAGCUCGACGAGGGCGACAACGGCCCGCGCGGGGCGGUGCCCACGACCGAGGACCCCUACGAGUACCUCCAGUAUCCCAAGGUGACGCUGGAUCGGGUCCAGCGCUACGGCGGCCUUGCGAACCCCGUGCUGCCCUGGCCGUCCCUUGACGAGGCGGUGGACGACAGCGCCGUCGGCAAGCUGACGCGAACCAUGAAGGCCAAGUUCGAGGAGAUGGACAGGCUCAUGGUGGACAUGGCCAUCAAGUUGCAAGUUCGCCCCCCAGGGACCUCAGGCGGCACCAACCAGUUCUCCGCGAUGCACUCCGAGAAGCGCGAUGAAAGCAAGAUUGCGGAUUCCGUUGACGACCACGACGCGGCCACCGUGAAGGACACCGAAGUGUCGGAGGAGUUGGCCAUGAACGAGAAGACUGCGCAUGAGCUUCCAAACGAGGGCACGGAGGAAGCCGAGACGCUGACAGCGACCCCCUACGGCAUCAACCCCAGCGAGAAUCGAAGCCCUUCGAUCGUGCAGAAUUAA